Messenger RNA from Eutrema salsugineum, 1161 nucleotides. RefSeq lists its product as uncharacterized. The coding region runs from base 164 to 937 and encodes 257 amino acids. The record is from RefSeq and is a predicted model, not a curated record. NCBI's taxonomy places the organism in Eukaryota, Viridiplantae, Streptophyta, Magnoliopsida, Brassicales, Brassicaceae. The transcript has 8 exons.
GACGCAUGAAGUCAGAAACACGUUUGUGUGGGAAACUUUUAGAUGCGAUUUGAUCAGUUUCGCAAGACUUUUCAAGUCUCUGAACCUUAUCGAUUCUCGCCGUGAGUUUUCUCUCUCUAGUCUAGAUUGACUCACUUCGUCAUCGAAUCAGAUCCUUACGACAAUGGCGCCGAAAUUCGACACGGAGAAGAUGCAGCAACGCCAGAACUUCCGCAACGUCUGGCACACGGAUCUCACGCACAGCAUCCAGGGCGAUACUCCCUAUUGCUGCUUCGCGUUGUGGUGUGCCCCUUGUGCAUCAUACUUGCUCCGCAAGCGUGCGCUUUACAAUGACAUGUCAAGGUACACAUGUUGCGCCGGAUACAUGCCUUGUAGCGGCAGGUGUGGAGAAACCAAAUGUCCUCAGUUUUGUCUUGCCACUGAGGUCUUUUGCUGCUUUGGAACCUCUGUGGCCUCGACUCGUUUUCUUCUGCAAGAUGAGUUCCAAAUUCAGACGACACAAUGUGACAACUGCAUCAUUGGUUUUAUGGUUUGCCUCAGCCAAGUGGCUUGCAUAUUCUCCAUAGUUGCAUGUAUUGUCGGGAUUGAUGAGCUUUCAGAAGCUUCUCAGUUGCUCUCUUGUUUGGCAGACAUGGUGUACUGCACGGUUUGCGCGUGUAUGCAGACACAACACAAAGUGGAAAUGGACAAGAGAGACGGUAAGUUUGGUCCACAACCAAUGGCAGUGCCUCCACCUCAGCACAUGUCACGGUUUGAUCAAGCCACUCCACCCGCAAUCGGUUAUCCUCCACAAGGUUAUUCACAAAACCCUCCACAGGGUUAUCCACCUUCUGGCUAUCCACAAGGUUACCCACAACACCCUCCUGGUGCUUAUCCUCCUCCAGCUUAUUCUCAGUAUCCUCCUGGUGCUUAUCCUCCUCCAGCUUACCCAAAGUAAUCAAUCACUCCUUGCCUGGUCUUCUCUUCCGACUUGGAAGAUUUUAUGCUGUGUGUAUUUCUCAAGACUCAAAUGUUGAACGUUCACCGAUUGUUUUGAGGUCAUUGUUUGUAUAAGAUUUGUCCUCAAAUGUUGUUGUUAUCUGAGACGUCCCUCUUGGACCGAGAUAUUUGAUGAACUUUUCCAUCCUUUUGAAAUAUGUUUUGCGAAAGUAUAGAGUCCAA